This is a messenger RNA of Aplysia californica (California sea hare), 1223 nucleotides long. RefSeq names its product UPF0705 protein C11orf49 homolog. The record is from RefSeq and is a predicted model, not a curated record. Lineage: Eukaryota; Metazoa; Mollusca; Gastropoda; Aplysiida; Aplysiidae.
AUAGUUUUGUUUGCUGUCUCGUAGAGAUUGUAAACAAUAUGGCGAACGAAGCUGCAGCCGACAAACGAAUUCACUCAGUGACAAAUUGCUUUUCACGAUAUUUGUGAAGAAAGUAUAAAAGAAGCCUGAUUAAAAGUGGGAUUGGAUUUGACUUUAUGCUUUGUUACGUGAAAAAGCAAGAUCACUUUUGUAAAUCAGGCUGUAGCUAUUUAUUUUAAUACUUUCACUUGUGACGUGACUUGGAAUUGUACCACGGCGACCGAACAUUGCCCGGCCUUGUUUGAUUCGAAGCUGGGAGGUAUUUCUAAUCUAAAUAAAACCCCGACUCAACAACAAGAAGUAGUAUCCUCUUCUGGACCGCCCCAGUGCAAUAACUGGCAAAGAUGUCAAUACUCAGCGAUGACAAUUUUUCUAUGUCUGCUGAUAAGUACCUCGCCAAACACAAUAUACUGGCGUAUCUCGAGGACAGCAUCACACAGCUGCUAGAGCACAGAGAGGAAAAUCCCAAGGUCGUCCCUGCCAAGUUUCUGUGUGAAUAUUUCUGCAGUCUUCGAGAUGGCAACCACACGAUGUUCCGAGAGUUUAGCUUCAUCCGGAGUACACCUCAUAACCGAGCAUCCUUUGUGGUGUUGUUCUGGAAAUGUUUCCGGCAGAUUGGGAAGAAAGGAGAUUUGCUGAGCAUCCAAGAGUAUCACUCUCUGCUUGGUCUUCUGUGCCCGGAUUUCCCAUUUCAACUUGUCCAGAAGACAGCCAGAAUUGUGCUCAUUGAUGACGCCCUAGACUGCCUCAUCUCCUUCCCCGACUUCAUCUACGCCUUCCAAGUCCAGUUCUUUUACGAAGAGUUCUUGGAGAAAAGUGUGGAGAUCUACCGCGGCCUCCUCCAGACAAUGCAGAGUCCCCGGGACCCUGUCAUCGUGCCGACGUCCGGGGAAAGAGACGCCAAAGUCCAUCAGAGCCCUCACAUAGCGGCAGACGGCGUCGACGCGAUGCAGUUCUUCCGAUCCAUUUACCCCCUGCUGGACAGAGUUGACUACAGCACCCCACCACUCAGCUCACUGAAGGAGAUUCUCUUCAAUCUGCCGCGGAUUUCCUUCUACGAGUUCCUGAUGUCCAUAGCAAAGUCGGACUCCAUAAACGCUCACAUAGGUCGGUUACCCAGCAAGGCAGACUUACUCGAGGGAGCGGACGCAGAGCUAAGCUCAAAACCUGGGAAGACCCCGCGG